Messenger RNA from Corticium candelabrum, 3432 nucleotides. Its product is annotated as alsin-like. Gene Ontology annotation, biological process: axoneme assembly; intracellular signal transduction; spermatid development. Gene Ontology annotation, cellular component: nucleus; motile cilium; cytosol. NCBI's taxonomy places the organism in Eukaryota, Metazoa, Porifera, Homoscleromorpha, Homosclerophorida, Plakinidae. The transcript has 23 exons. The record is from RefSeq and is a predicted model, not a curated record. Bases 5 to 3136 code for a protein of 1043 amino acids. Gene Ontology annotation, molecular function: guanyl-nucleotide exchange factor activity.
ACCCAUGUCGCGGUUUUUUUUUGAUCUAUCACAAACUGACGGUGAAACGAACGACGCCGCCGUUCAACGUUGUGGCGAAUUAGAAUUUGGCAGCGGAGUGUCUGCGUAUCCUCGAAGACCUCCACGAGCUCGAGACGCAAGCAAAAUGUCAGAUACACCAGAAACGAGGAACGAAAAUGGCCAGAAGAAAAAGCCCUUGCCGAUUCCUCCCUCUAAAAAGUUGAAUGAGGGGGAGAAAAGUAAGAAGGAAACAAAUGGAGUUGGACAAGUGGGAAGCAAUGAGAAAGUGAACGGAAAGGUGGUAGCCGAUUUGGUGAGUCAGAUUGAAAGUGUUUCGAAAGGAGGGACGUCAUUGGAAAGCCGAAACAAGGGAGAGGUCAAGGCUUCUCCUCCUAUUGCGCCUAAAUCACGUGUAAUCAGUCAGGCAAAAUCAGAUUCGAAUUCAUCUACACUCCCAACCUUGACGUCACACGCUGUCGAAGACGUUCACGCAGAGAAGGAAUCCGAUGUACAUGUGAAACAGGACUCUACAGCUGCUUCUGCUAGUGCUUCUAGUCUGGUGGAUAACGUAGAGCCAAUAGUAAUGAGAAAGAAAAAGAAAGCAGAGGCGAAUAGUACUAUUGGUGAGUUGAUAGGGAGAACGUCUCAGGCAUUUGUGAAGGUACCGGUUGGUGUUGAAACAAGUCGGAAAUCUGUGCAUUCACCAAAACUGUUUCGGUCUACAAGAGCAGUGAAAUCAACGCGCAAGAGUAAAAUCAGUCCUGAUGCAGUUGAGAUGCCCAGUGCAAUUUUGAACAGUGACCUUUGUCCUCCUUGCUUGUCUGAUCUUCCUACUGGUGAUGCUCGAACAAUGGUAGCCCAUGAAAUUUAUAAAACUGAGCACUCGUAUGUGAAGGGAUUGGAGCUGGUUGCUCAGGUGUUUAUGCCUCCACUUUCCACAAUCCUUGAAUCAUCGGAGGUUGCAGCAAUAUUUGCAAAUAUGGAAAGCAUUCUCACUUUCAAUCAGGAACUUCUCUACAGCCUAUACAUGAGGCUGUCUGCUUGGACUGAGAGAACAUGCAUUGGUGAUCUGUUCUUAAACAGAAUUGCUCGUUUUAGAAUCUAUACAGUUUACUGCAACAACUAUGACAGUGCAGAAGAAACUGUGGCAAUGAAGAUAAAGAAGAAGAAAGAUUUUGAGGCAGCACUGAAUAGCUGUUAUGCUGAUCCUCGCUGCCAGCCUGGUAUCACUCUUCUUGCGUAUCUUCUUACUCCAGUACAACGUAUACCACGUUAUCGACUACUACUGAAACAAUUAUUGGAUAAAACUUCAGUUGACCAUCGAGAUUAUGAAAUUUUGCAGGAAGCACACGAGAAGAUGAAUGAAUUGAAUGAAUAUGUAAAUGAUCAGCUUAAAGAAGCUCAAGGCAAGAAAGCUCUUAACAAACUGACAAGUCAAGUUCAGGGACUGGAGACUAUUGCGGAAGAUUCUGGGAGAACGUUGGUGAAGGAGGGAUCCGUUUACUUCAUGGCUACACGAAAACUUUAUCAGGCAAUUCUCUUUACUGAUCUUAUUGUCUUUGCAAUUCGUGCUGAUGGUAAGCAUAGUGAAGUCGAGUUGGCACUUGAUCUCAGUACAGUAUGGAUAGAGGAUCUGGAAGACCUUGAUCCAGCCACAACUCAAGAGGAUGCAAUCGAGAUUUACACACCCGAUCGACCAUACACCAUCUAUGUUAAGUCACGCAAUGAAAAGAAACUUUGGCUCCAGAAGUUAAAUGAGACAAUUGCAAAACAUUUAAAUCGAGUAUCGGGAAAAGAUAAUUCUGUGGACCAAGUUGAUAUUAGAUGUCGAGUUGCUUCGUUUUCUUACAAAGACUACAGCCAUUAUGUUGGACACUGGACUGAUUCAAAGCGUCACGGCCGUGGUCAGAUGAUGUGGUCAAACAAGACAAGUUACAAAGGAGAAUGGAAAGAAGAUGAACGAAGUGGUGAAGGUGAAAUGACGUACAACACAGGAGAAAAGUACAAGGGGCAGUGGCACAAUGAUAAACAAAACGGUUAUGGUGAACUAAGAUACUGCAAUGAUGAUGUAUACAAAGGAGAAUGGAGACUCGGAGUGAAGCAUGGAAAAGCUGUUGUGGAGUUUGCAAAUGGUGAUCGAUUCGAAGGUACUUUUGUGAAUGGCAACAUAGAGGGGAAUGGUGUGUGGGAGUCAAAAAAGACAGGUGCUAUGUAUCGUGGCCUGUGGAAAAACAGUCAGAGGAAUGGUCAAGGUACACUGAAGACUGCUCACGGACACGAAUACAAAGGUGAAUUCAAAGACAACUUUAUGGAUGGUCAGGGGAAGAUGAUCUAUUCUGAUGGCUCAACGUAUGAAGGAGCAUGGAAGAAAAAUCUACGUUCUGGAAAAGGGACGUGGAUACGCAAGUCAGGUCAGCGUUAUGAGGGCAGGUGGAUGGAUGACAUUCCUGAUAUUCAAGGCAAGAUGGUGUAUAGCAACAAGGAUGUAUACGUUGGAAGCUGGCAUGCUGGAAAGAGACAUGGCGUUGGGAAGAUGCAAUUUUCUAAUGGUGAUGUAUAUGAGGGUCAAUUCAAAUCAGAUCAUUUGACUGGCAAGGCAUUAUAUGAAUAUGCAGACGGAUCAUCGUAUGACGGAGAGGUCGUGGAUGGUUAUCGGCAGGGAGAGGGAAAGAUGAUUUAUCCUGAUGGUAGCUGCUAUCAAGGACAAUGGAAGCUGAACUGUCGAGAAGGAACAGGAGAGAUAACUUGGCCGCAUGACGUAGUGUAUCACGGACAGUGGAAAUGUGACAAGCCGCAUGGUCGAGGUGUGCUAAUGAACAAGUUAGACAUGUCACGGUAUGACGGCGAUUGGGAAAAUGGACAACGUCAUGGCCAUGGGGUUGAAACUUCUAGUAGAGGCAAAUAUGAUGGCGAAUGGCAAUAUGGAAUGAGACAUGGUAAAGGAACAGAGUGUUCACUGGUAGGGACAAUCUUUGAAGGGACAUGGCAGUUCAACAAAAAGCAUGGACGAGGAUACCGGAAACUCGUGUCUGGUGUCACAGAUUAUCAGGUAUGGCAGCAUGGAAGUUUCAUGUCCGACAACAUGGAUGCAACUGCUGUUGACUUACCAGUCAUUGCUCCUAUUGACUUUAGCUGAUCUGUUUUAGAAACUGUAUGUACUUAGCAACAUUGCUAUAUUGAAGAGGUAUUUAUACUUUUAUAACACACAGCUAACCAAGUGUUCUCAUUUUGCUGCAUAUCCUCACAAGUAAUGAUUUGAUGACUAUCGGUGUCUAUUACAGUUGUUGGCUGACUCACAGUAUCUACUGAUAUAUUGCUUUCACCACAGGUACUGUACAUACAUUUCAACGAACAAUUACAUUGUACACUGUACAUGUAUGCCUAUAAUAUAUACUUACACAGCUGUGUAACAAAACAAAUACACUGUAUUGG